Molecule: messenger RNA, 2588 nt
Organism: Triticum aestivum (bread wheat)
Lineage: Eukaryota; Viridiplantae; Streptophyta; Magnoliopsida; Poales; Poaceae
Exons: 7
Coding region: 1-2466 (821 amino acids)
Biological process (GO): meristem maintenance; meristem development
Source: RefSeq, a predicted model, not a curated record
AUGCAGCAUCAUCCAAAGCCCGCGGCCUGGCCUGCGCGGCUGCUGGCCACGGCCCAGCUCGCGCGGCUGCUGGCCACGGCCCAGGGCGCGCGGCGGCGCCCGCAGCUGGCGCGUGGCCUGCUCUUGCGCGCUCUGCGCACGGCCGAGCGUCGAUUUCGCUCGGUCAAAAACGGCUCGCCAGCGAGGCCGAGGGGAAACCCUAAAUCAUUCUUCCCCUCGUGCGCCGCUCGCCUUCGUCUUUCUGCUCGCCCGAGCUUCGCCGGCAACGGCGUCGAGCGCCACCUGCCGCGCUCGGCCGCCGGCGACGGGGUCGAAAGGCCACCGCGCCGCGCGCCUCUGUUUCCUUCCCCCCACUGCACCUUUCUCGCCCGCUCGCUCCUCUCUCACCCGCAACGCCCGGAUCCGGCUCCUCAAGCCACGCCGGCGCGGCGAGCCAGGGCGGAGCGGCGAGCUGGGGCGGUGCGGCGAGCCGUGGCCGGUCCCAUGCGAGCCAUCCACUUCCCCCUCCCCACUUCGAUUCUGCGAGAGAGAGGAAAGCAGAGAGGCUCGGCCGGGCUACCCCAUUCCUUUUCAGCGAGAGUAAGAGGAGCGCGGCCAGAUUGCGCCGUGGCCAUCCUCCUCGCCGGUCGCGCGUUCUCCCUCAGCGGUGAGAGCGCACCGCCGUCGAGGGACUUGGCCGCGGUGCUGGCCCCUUUCUUUUUAUUGUCUUUUACUUUUCUUUUCCGGCAAGCCGUUGAGCUAGCUCCGGUGGUUCUUCGUCCGACGCCUCGGCUUGCCGAUGCGCGUCCGGAUCGAGAGGAAUGGCGCGGCCGUAACGGCGGCGCAACUUUUCCGUAUGGGAAGCUUGUCAGGCUGAAGGAACUUACCGAGGAGCAGAGCCAGUGCGCCGUAGAGAUAUACGUGCUCUGGCUCUUUGGCUGGGUAAUGUUCACCAGCACCCAUGGUGACUGCGUCGAGCCUCGACUCAUUGAGUAUGCGAUGGAUAUUGCCUACUCAAAGAUAGAGGACAUACAAGAGAUUAGCUAUGGUUCUGCUGUGCUCGCUGGUUUGUACCGUGCAAACUGCGAUUCGUGUAUGCGGAUAGGAAAGAAAUCUAGUUAUGUUGGGUGCCCACUUCUGCUCAAUCUGUGGAGUUAUGAGUAUUUGUCGACACUCGGCCAUCCCACGGAGACUUUUUUCAAGCACCCAGGCAGUGUCUACAAGGAUGAUGUGGACGCUCCAACAGUUGGUUCGUACUGGACCAACAGUCAGUUUAAAAAGGAGAAACAAGUUGGCUAUGACUCCUACUCACAGAGCAUCGACAUCUUUAGGCCUUGCUGGGUCAAUUGGAACCCAUAUACCCGGGAUAAACUGCAGCAGCGUGCACCAGGUGGUUUGUCGUCCCUUUGCACGAGGGACAGAAAAUUUUGGUUAACCAAAAGAAACCUGAUUUAUGACAUUUAUGUGGAAGAAUAUGCUCCUCAGCGCUUCAUGAGGCAGUUUGAUCUCGAGCAAAGAGUUCCCCCACCACUAGGAAACCCGGUCCCUGAGGAGAUCCACGCUUGGUCAAGGAGAAGGUGUGAAGCUAACAGUGGCUGGGCCAGAAAACAAAGCAUGGACACUUACAUAGAAACAUGGAGGGCCGCUUCCGAUGAUGACAGCUUGUGGCCCAGUGACAGACCGUACGACCGUAAGUCGUACAAGCAAUACAUGAAGUGGUACCUGCAGACAGAUGUGGUCAGGUGCCACCAGUUUGUUCCACAACAGGGUCAAUCAUACACCGUGCCCGACAGCGGGUACCGUUCUUUGGAGGCCGGGGCAUCAUGGUACAUAGCAGCAACAUCCCUGUCUGAAGUUAAGGAAGUGACGUCGAAAAUGUUGACGUAUGGUGAUCAAAACAUCCCGUCUGAUGAGUUCAAGGCAAUUUGCUCCAAGUUAGGAGGGGCGUUGUCGAGAUGGCAAAAUUUUCGGGAUGUCACAGUAGCACCAAAAUGCCUCAGUCAGCUGCCGUUGGCCUCUGUGGCGGAUGAUGAAGCGGCGGCUCUGGAUUCUGAUGAUGAGAUGGACCAAGAUGGAUACGGGAAUGAAGAGAAUAGCGCGCCGCUGGAGCAAAGUGGUUAUGGGGGUGAUUCUUGUGCUGAUGAAAAUGAUGUUGCUGCCAAAGAGGACGGGGCUCUGCUGCUGCAGCAGCAGACUUGCUAUGAGGCCGCGGUGGCUCAUGCACCACCAUUUUUUUCAGAGGAAAAUGAUGCUGCCAUGAGUCUUUGUUCUCUUGAUCAGAUGCUUCUAAAUCAAAAUGGCGGGAUGUUGUGUGCUGAGCAGGAGCAGUUGCGCAAUGAGGAGGAAGAGCAGAAGGAAGCUUCAGCGACAUGCGAGUCACAAACCAAGCUUGAACAAAAGAGGGGCCUUCGCGCGCAGCAGCAGCAGAUCAAUAUUUGUUACCGUAGAAAACGCAAAGCGGCCCUUCCCGGGCAAGCAAAUUUGUAAGCGCAAGUCCCUCCCAGGAGGUCUGGUCUUUGCGCACGUUUGACGAAAUCGAAAUCGCCAUGUAAUAUAAGGGAAGACUGACCCCAAAACAAUUGCAUGAAUCAAACUUCAGUGGUUUGUCC